UUAAAAACAAUUAAAACCUAAAAUGUCCAUGAGCUGAAGAAUGUACUGCUGAAGUGUAUAGAUGUUCAAAUCCAGUGUCUUGAAAACUUAUUAAAACGAUAUUUAAAAAUUGAUUAAUCAAGGAAGCCAUUGCAGUAACAAAAGGAGUAAAAAGAUUUCAUCAAUUUUCUAGUGUUGGUCAGGACAGGAUAUUAUUUCCUUGAAACUGUUUUUGUAAAUAGAAACGUAGAAAGUUUAGAUAACUCUCAUGAUAAUGUUUUACAAUGAUGAUACAUGAUACAAUGACACAAUGAUGUCCCAUAUUUCCCUUGAUACAAAUUUCAGAUCAAAGAGUAACCAGCAUAAAAUAUUUUCAGGUCUUAUCUCCUGCACGUUUUUCUCAAAAAAACAAAAAAGUUAAUCAUUACUUGCUGACAAUAAUUGGAAUAUUUAAGGCUUGGGUUGUCACACAACCCACAGACCUGUCCCAGGGAGACUGAAACUAAAAAUGGAGAUGACAAUAUUUUUUCCUGCAUUGCUUCUCAUCUGCUCUCUCUCCACAGCUCAGCUCCAAGCUGCUGCUGCUGCCAAUGAAAUUAUUUCACAUUUAAGGCAAACAGAUGCAGGAAAUCUCUCUGACAACCAACAAACAUUUACACAGGACAUCAAUGCUGUGCUGAGAGAGAUGAGCGCCUCAUUGGCUGGACUGAAGGUGGAGAUGAGGUACCUACAGAGAGAUUAUGAAGCUAAAACGAGAGAACUGGAGCUGCAGAAAGAUGAAUUAGACAAACUGAAACAACAGUACCAAGCUCAGGCAGGAGAGCUGAGCAGUGUUAAAGCCCUGACAAACAUCACUGAAGAUCAAGUGGAGGCUCUGAGAAGAGAAGGAGAAGUUAAGACGAAAGAACUGGAGGUGCAGAAGAAAGAGUUGGACAAACUGAAAGAACAACACCAAGCUCAUGCAGGGGAACUGCUCAGAGUCCAAACCAGGGCAAACGGCACUGAAACCAAAGUGGAGGCUCUGAGGAGAGAAGGAAAAGUGAAACAAGUGGCUUUCUCAGCUUCCUUGAUGUCUUCAGGCAACUAUGGAGAAACUGGACCAUUUAACACACACACACCUUUGGUCUUCAGAUAUGUUGCUACAAAUAUAGGAAAUGCCUACAACCCAAACACAGGUUUUUUCACAGCUCCAGUGAGAGGAGCCUACCACUUUGAGUUGUAUAUCUAUGGACAUGGACAUGCUUCACAUCCUCCUGGUGCUGUGUUGACCAAGAAUGGAGAACAUAUUGUUAUUGCAUAUGAACAUCAGUCCAGUGGUGUUGUUAAAGCCACUAAUGGUGUCACAUUAUUGUUAGAGAUUGGAGACAUUGUGUUUUGCGUCAGUGGGAAAACUCAUGGAUUCAUGAUAACCAAAAUCGUCACACAACCUUCAGUGGUCACCUGCUUUUCACCAUGUGAGCAGCAAGCUGUGCUGAUUGCCACCAUGAACUCUGCAACAUAUCAGAACUAA
Messenger RNA from Poecilia reticulata (guppy), 1489 nucleotides. The record is from RefSeq and is a predicted model, not a curated record. NCBI's taxonomy places the organism in Eukaryota, Metazoa, Chordata, Actinopteri, Cyprinodontiformes, Poeciliidae.